Messenger RNA from Medicago truncatula (barrel medic), 1486 nucleotides. RefSeq names its product peroxidase 4. Bases 125 to 1105 code for a protein of 326 amino acids. Lineage: Eukaryota; Viridiplantae; Streptophyta; Magnoliopsida; Fabales; Fabaceae. Gene Ontology annotation, molecular function: peroxidase activity; heme binding. Gene Ontology annotation, biological process: hydrogen peroxide catabolic process; response to oxidative stress. The transcript is spliced from 4 exons. The record is from RefSeq and is a predicted model, not a curated record.
AUUUGUCUAAGUCUUUAGGAUUAGGUGAGGGUAAGAGUUGCCAUAAUAUCUCUAUAUAUAAUGUUCCACACUUCUUAGACUAUAUCCAUCCAUCUUCUAAAGCCUUAUACUACUACUUAGCAAAAUGGCACUUUCUUCUUCUAAAGUUUCACUAAACUUAUUUUGCUUUGUUUUGUUCAUGUUUUUUCUUAUAGAUGGUUCUUUUUCUCAACUAUCUGAAAAUUUCUAUGCUAAGAAGUGUCCCAAUGUUUUUAAGGCUGUAAACUCAGUUGUUCACUCUGCUGUUGCUAGAGAACCUCGUAUGGGAGGAUCUCUUCUUCGUCUCCAUUUUCAUGACUGCUUUGUCAAUGGUUGUGAUGGAUCAGUGCUACUUGAUGACACACCCUCUAAUAAAGGAGAGAAGACAGCACUUCCCAACAAAGAUUCUUUGAGAGGUUUUGAAGUAAUUGAUGCCAUAAAGUCUAAGGUGGAGUCAGUAUGCCCUGGUGUGGUCUCAUGUGCUGAUAUUGUAGCCAUUGCUGCUCGUGAUUCUGUUGUAAAUCUUGGGGGGCCUUUUUGGAAAGUUAAACUUGGAAGAAGGGAUUCAAAAACAGCCAGCCUCAAUGAUGCAAACAGUGGUGUAAUUCCACCUCCCUUUUCUACCCUUAACAACCUUAUCAAUAGGUUUAAAGCUCAAGGACUCUCUACUAAGGACAUGGUGGCCUUAUCUGGAGCUCACACAAUUGGAAAGGCAAGGUGUACCGUUUAUAGAGAUCGUAUUUACAAUGAUACAAAUAUUGAUAGUUUAUUUGCCAAGUCAAGGCAGAGGAAUUGUCCAAGGAAAAGUGGUACAAUAAAAGACAACAAUGUAGCUGUCCUAGACUUCAAAACACCAAACCAUUUUGAUAACUUAUACUACAAGAAUCUCAUCAACAAAAAGGGACUCCUUCAUUCUGAUCAAGAGCUUUUCAAUGGAGGGUCCACCGAUUCAUUGGUUAAAUCUUAUAGCAAUAAUCAAAAUGCAUUUGAAUCUGAUUUUGCUAUUGCAAUGAUUAAGAUGGGAAAUAACAAGCCUCUUACCGGAUCAAAUGGGGAGAUUAGGAAGCAAUGCAGGAGAGCCAAUUAACGAAAAUCUGGAUAGCACAUAUACUUCAGAUUGAAGGCAUGUUUAAUCUUUAGUGUUCAAAUCUAUGUGUCGGUAUUAGUGUUUCAUAAAAGGAAACUUUUAAAACAAAUCAAGUGUGUGUUUUUUUUCUUCUUCAAGUACAUAUACCCCAAAAGUGGUGGUAUUCUUUAGUUAAUUUAUAUGUUCUAUUGAUUUCUAGUGCCUUAUAAAAUUAUAUUGUUGCUUUUUAAAUUUUACCCAAGUUAAUGUAAUUUAAAUUGCAAAGCAGUGUUGUGACAAAAGUGUCACUUUAAGGACGUGUUUAUGUAGUAAUCACAUGAAUAAAUAUGAAUGUAUAUUUCAAUAUUGAAAAAAAUGAAUGAAUGAGUUUAAUUAAUAUAA